AUGAUGCAAAUAAAUUUAAUAAUGACGAGGGGAAGUGGUAAGACGCGGUGGAUAGAAAACGAUAUAUAUAUAUAUAUAUAUAUGCAGAAUGAUAUGUGUAUGUAUUGGGGGAAGGGAAUUGCAAGGGGAACAAAUUAUUCGAAUGCAUGUUUUUUUUUUUUUUAUCCGUGUUGUGGCGAGGGGAAAAGGAAACUAACAAAGUGUUAG
Molecule: messenger RNA, 207 nt
Organism: Trypanosoma brucei brucei TREU927
Lineage: Eukaryota; Euglenozoa; Kinetoplastea; Trypanosomatida; Trypanosomatidae
Exons: 1
Coding region: 1-207 (68 amino acids)
Source: RefSeq, a predicted model, not a curated record